AUCGUACGCGUUCCUGGCAAUGGCCCCCCGUUCCCAAAACAAGUGUCAUUGUAGUGACCAUACCAGGCAGUUCGUUGGCAAACAUAUUACCAUGGAUGGCACACCUUCUCCACCUCCUCAUACACCCUCGACCCUUCCUUUUCCCAGCGGGCAUCUGAUUGUGUUUUCUGACAUGAUUUUCGCGUGGAUGCAGAUGCAGAUUUGUUUGUUUUUUAUUUGUGUAGAAUCUUCACGCGUUGUCAGAUCCGCAUCCGCUGAUGAUAGUGAACACCCCAAUGUUGAAUCAUUGGUCAAGAACUUGGAGGACGUGAUAAUGGAGGAAUUGCCCGUGCCAUGUGUGACCAGGUCUCCCGUGUCCCCCCCUGCCCCUUCUGCCACUGUUUCUCCCUCUGCCACUCCCCUCAAAUCUCCUACACUUGCCCCUGCAUCCGGUUCUCCCGCUCCCGCUACUCCUGCCCCUGCUACCCCCGCCCCUGCUACCCCCGCCCCCGCUACCCCUGCUCCCCCUGCCUCUGCCACUUCUGCUGCUGUUACUAGCUCUCCUCAUUUCAAGGAGAUGUUGCAUAGGCUUGGUGAACCACGUUUCCCAGCGUGGCUCAAACCACCUAGGUUGAAACUUCUCAGAACCCUCAUUGCGUACAAGAACUCACAUUCCCAUCUUGAGACUUGA
This is a messenger RNA of Blastomyces gilchristii SLH14081, 670 nucleotides long. RefSeq lists its product as uncharacterized. The transcript is spliced from 3 exons. Lineage: Eukaryota; Fungi; Ascomycota; Eurotiomycetes; Onygenales; Ajellomycetaceae. The coding region runs from base 20 to 670 and encodes 216 amino acids. The record is from RefSeq and is a predicted model, not a curated record.